Messenger RNA from Penicillium longicatenatum, 1296 nucleotides. RefSeq names its product putative salicylate hydroxylase. The record is from RefSeq and is a predicted model, not a curated record. Gene Ontology annotation, molecular function: FAD binding; monooxygenase activity. Bases 1 to 1296 code for a protein of 431 amino acids. The transcript has 7 exons. Gene Ontology annotation, biological process: secondary metabolite biosynthetic process. Lineage: Eukaryota; Fungi; Ascomycota; Eurotiomycetes; Eurotiales; Aspergillaceae.
AUGGAUAUCCCUCAGGCAAAUGUGCCUUUGGACGUCAUCGUCGUCGGGGCCGGCAUUGGUGGCAUGGCAGCGGCCUUGACACUAGGCCUGCGAGGCCAUCGAGUGGUGAUUCUUGAGGCUGCACCAAAGCUCAUGGAGGUCGGAGCUGGAAUUCAAGUUUCCCCGAACAUGUUGCGACUCUUUGAUCGAUGGGGUGUUUCGGACUUGAUCCACGCCCAAGAUGUUGCUCUAGAGCAUAUUCACGUCCGGCGAUGGAAGGAUGGCGCCUUACUCGGAACCAUGCCCGUCAAUAAGACUUUCGGACAGCAAGUGGUUAUCCACCGUGCAGAUUUGCACAAUGCCUUGAUUGAGAAGGCUUUGGAAUUGAAAAAUGUGGAACUGCGAGAGAACUCGAUUGUCACUAGUGUCGAGUUCAGCCCGGCUUCGGUCACAUUAGCCAACGGCACAGUAGUGCGUGGCGACGUGGUCAUCGGGGCCGAUGGGAUAAAAUCCACUAUACGGAGCCAUCUGCUGAACGAUACCGCCAUCAAGGCCAUUCCUACCGGAGACGCCGCUUACCGAAUCAUGCUCCCUCGUAGUGUGAUGGAGGCGGAUCCAGAAUUGAAAGAACUGAUCGACGAGCCACAGGCGACUCGCUGGCUCGGCCCCUCACGGCAUAUUAUCGCGUACCCCGUUCGGAAUCACGAGCUGUAUAACGUCGUUCUGCUGCACCCAGAUCGCCAAGAGGUCGAAGAAUCAUGGACGACCAAGGGUUCAAAGCAGGCCAUGGUGGAUAACUACCAAGGAUGGGACCAGAAGGUGAGGAAGUUGAUUGACUUGGUUGACGAUGACGAAGUCCUUGAGUGGAAACUGUGUCUGCAUCGCCCUCUUAAAACUUGGAUCCGGGAAUCUGUGGCUCUGAUUGGUGAUGCGUGUCACCCAAUGCUCCCUUAUGUUGCCCAAGGAGCAGCACAAGCAGUGGAGGACGCGGCGGCAUUAGGAAUCCUUUUGUCGAAUAUCACUGCCCGUCAUGAGAUCCCACGUGCACUGCAGGUCUAUGAAAUGUCUAGAAAACAGCGAGCGGAGACGGUACAGCAGUCGGGCUCCGAAAACCGCAUCACAUUGCAUUUCCCAGAUGGACCGGAGCAAAUAGCCCGUGACAAGCAAUUCAAGGCGGCGGCUAGCGGCUCUAACCCAGACAAGUGGUCUGAUCGUGAGACGCAGCAGUUUCUGUGGGGCUGGGAUGCGGAGCAGGCUUCCUUGGAUGCCUGGAAAAAAGCAGGAACAGACGAGACAAAGGUGAACGCUAGCCUCUAG